AUCGCGAGGGAAGGCGCCAUCGAUUUUGCUGCGCGAUCUCUGCCUGGUUUGUAAGAUUGUAGCUUGGGGCGAUCCAUCAAUCGCGAAGCUUUCGACGCGAUCGACAGCUUUGGAUUGGUGUAUGAGACAGCGGAGCUGUGAAGAAUGAGGAUCGCGCAAGCCCUUUUCAUUGGGCUGAUCCUUUUCACAAGCUCAUAUUCUUCGCUCGCUGGGAAAAGCUACUAUGAGAUUCUCGAGGUCUCCAAAUCCGCGUCAGAGAGCCAGAUAAAGCGCGCUUACAGGAAGCUCGCUUUGAAGUAUCACCCGGACAAAAAUCCCGGGAACGAGGAGGCAAACAAGAAAUUCACAGAGCUCACGAACGCAUAUGAGGUGCUUAUCGAUGAGGAGAAGCGCCAGAUAUAUGAUAAGUUUGGAGAGGAGGGUCUAAAGCAAAACGGUGGUGGUGGAAGAGGUGGUGGAAACUUUGCUCGGGAUAUUUUUUCACAGUUUUUUGGUGGCGGAGGAUUUGAGGAGGAGAGUGAAGAAAAGACUCCAAAAGGAGACGAUGUGAUUGUAGAACUCUAUGCCACAUUGGAGGAUUUGUACAUGGGAAAUACUUUUGAGAUGUGGCGAGAAAAGAAUGUUUUGAAACCGGCACCGGGGAAACGGCAGUGCAACUGUAAAAACGAGGUUGUACAUAGACAACUGGGGCCUGGAAUGUAUCAACAAUUUACACAGCAGGUUUGCGAACAAUGUCCCAAUGUCAAGUUUGCUCGCGAAGGCUACCACAUCACCGUUGAUAUAGAGAAGGGAAUGAAGGAUGGACAUGAAAUCACGUUUCAUGAGGAUGGCGAACCGAUAAUUGAUGGAGAUCCAGGCGACUUGAAGUUUGUUGUGCGUACCGAGAAGCACGACCGGUUCGAGAGACAUGGAAACAACCUUCACACAGCUGUUACCAUUUCCUUGCUUGAAGCGUUGGUUGGUUUUGAAAAGGAGAUCAAACAUCUCGAUGGCCACGCCGUUAGCAUCGGUAGUACGGGUGUUACAAAGCCGAAAGAAGUUAGGCGAUUCCGCAGCCAAGGCAUGCCCAUUUUUGAGAGUGUAAACUCGGGCGACUUGCUUGUUACAUACGAAGUAGAUUUCCCAAAGACAUUGACAGACGCUCAGAAGGAAGCAAUCAAGAAAGUUUUCAGCUGAGGCUUAGCAACCGAGACCGCUCCAGCUCGAACAACAUGCUACAAAAUCGAGGAAUUAAGAUCUAGAAAGGGGAAGAACACAAGAACGCAAAAGAAGGAGAAGAGAGGCUACCUCGUAUGCCGCAUCAACGUCUUGGUAGCUAAAACUUAUCUCCACAUUGUGGCGUGGCUCGUCCUUAGAAGCUGUUUGGACACCUCCAGUUAUAGCAGUCUCGUGUUGCUCUAGAGGAGUGAAAGACAGCGUUGUAGAGCCCGUCUCGAGCUCGGCCCAUCUAAAGAUCAAAAACAAGCUCACAGAUUUUUAACACC
Selaginella moellendorffii is the source of this 1484-nucleotide messenger RNA. RefSeq names its product dnaJ protein ERDJ3B. Gene Ontology annotation, biological process: protein folding. Lineage: Eukaryota; Viridiplantae; Streptophyta; Lycopodiopsida; Selaginellales; Selaginellaceae. The record is from RefSeq and is a predicted model, not a curated record. The coding region runs from base 145 to 1176 and encodes 343 amino acids. The transcript has 11 exons.